Molecule: messenger RNA, 4503 nt
Organism: Plasmodium berghei ANKA
Lineage: Eukaryota; Apicomplexa; Aconoidasida; Haemosporida; Plasmodiidae
Product: conserved Plasmodium protein, unknown function
Exons: 1
Coding region: 1-4503 (1500 amino acids)
Source: RefSeq, a predicted model, not a curated record
AUGCAGUUAAUCAAAGGUUUGAAAAAUUAUAUACAUUACUUAAGAACUCAAAAUGAAUUAAAACUACAAUUAUACAAUAGUGACAAUAUUUUAUUAUUAAAAAAGUGUAUCCAUAUUUCGAAUGUGUUUAAAUUUAAAAAUGGCAAAACAAUUUGUGAUAAAACAUGUAGCAAUGGUAAAAGGAACGAACUUGUAAAAAAUGUGGACUCAUUUUAUGAAAAUGAUAAUGAUAAUUAUACGAACCAACAAGUUGAAAAAAACUGUAUAAUAAACAAAAAUAUGUUAUACGAAAAUACAAGUAUUAUAAAUAAUAUGAACAGUCAAGUGAAAAAAAAAAUAGAAAUUAUUUUAUAUUCAUAUAAGUCUAAAAAAAUAAAUAUUUGCGUUCAAGAAAUAUUAGAAAUUGUAAAUAGUUAUCCUGGAAAUAAAGACAUAUAUAUAAAUAAAAACUUAUUAUUACCUUUUUAUAUAAUAUUAAUAAAAAAAGGAUACUAUAAAAAUAAUUUAAAAAAUAAUAUAUAUGAAAAUUGUUUUAUGAAUAUAUUUGACUAUAUCCACUAUAAUGCUAAUGAACAUUUAAAAUUUUAUAGUUUAAAAAAUAUACAUGAAUUAUUAAUUUGUUUAUCAAAAUAUUUGUAUAAAAAUAAAGCAAAUUUAAUUACAGAAAAUUUAAUUAAAAAUAUUUUUUAUUUUUCUUUUUUUUCACAUUUUAAUAAUUUUAAUUAUAAAACUAGCAAGCAGAAAAAUCAUAAUAUAGUAAAUGAAAAUAAAUAUAUAAAUCAGACAAGUUAUUUAAAAGAAAAAAAAGAACUAUCCUUAUAUGAAUGUCAUUUAGACAAAAAUCGUAACCUAGAUAUAAAACAAUUGAACUUGGAAAAAAGCAUAAAUGAUGUUAAAUUUUGUGAAAAAAAUAAAGAUAAUGGAUUAGAAGGAAAAAAUAUUUUAUUUCCUCAAAAUGAACAUUAUAUAUAUAACAAUAAAAAAGGGAAAAAAAAAAAAUACACAUAUUAUGAAGAAACAUUUUUUUAUUUAAAAAGCUAUGUUAUUUUUUUAUCAAACCAUCCAAAAUAUGCUAAUCAAAAAAUAUUAUACAGCAUAUCUACCUUAGCAAAUCAAAUUGUAGAUUUUGAAAUAAACUCAAUUAUGUUAUUAUCUUUUUUGUCAGCUAAUUUAAAUUUAUUAAAAAAAUAUUGUGAACAAAAUAUUAGUAAUAACUCCCUUUUUAUAAAUAGAAAUGCAAAUUAUCACAUUUUGCACACAAUAUUGAAAGAUUUCAAUUUAAGGAAAGUGGAAAAUGAAGAUAAAAUAAAAAAUGAACAUUUUGAAAAUAAUUUACAUGACAAUGUUGAAAAUGAACUCAAUACAAAUGAAGGAUAUAGCUUAUGGUGUUGUUCGCAUAUUAUUAAUAUUAUAAAAAUUUUUAAAAUAAAAAAUAUUUUAUUUUCAAAAGCAUUUAAAUCUGACGAAAAAGGAGAAAAAUGCUUACAAGAAGCAUUUACUAAUAUUAUAAAUAAGCUUGAUAUAUUUUAUUUAAAUAAUAAAAAUAAUUUUAUUAGUAUAUCAAAAAAUGAAAUUGAUAGUUUUUUUUGUAUAUAUAUAAAUUUAUCAAUAUUAUUAAAUGAAGUAACAAAUAAAAAAGAUAUAUUUUUUUUAAUUUCAAAAUUUUUUAAGAAUUCAUUUCAAAGUGUAUAUAUAUAUUUCAACAAUUUGUAUAUUAAUAUGUUAAUCAAUUUGAUGAAUGGGCUUUAUAAUCAGAUAUCUGCAUAUUCUAAAAUAAGUGUCUAUGAUAUACAUUUUGAAAAUAUUUUAAAUAAUUGUUUUAGUGAAGAAAUAGAUUGUCAACAUAUCAUAACUUCAACACAUUUGUUGGAAAUAAAUUCUGAAUCCAAUUUAGAAAAUAAUCCUAUAACUUAUUGUUUAUAUUUAGUAAAAGAUGUCGGUACGUGUUUAUUACAUUCAAUUCAAGAACAAAGUCAAAUACCACUUACAAAAUUGAUAACUGUUUUAAAUUAUAUACAUAAAAUAAAUAAAAUAUUUCUUCCUUAUAAUAUAUUUAACAUUUUAAUUUUUAAUUAUAUUGAUGAAAUUCAAAAAAAUAUUAAAAAUGAUGAUAAAAAGCUAUGUAAUAAUAAUAGUCCAGGAAAUCAUCACAUUCUUAUAUUUAUGAAUAUAUAUCUUUAUCACAAAAAUGAAAAUAUAUUAAAUUUUAAUUUGUUGAAAAAAUGCAUAAAUCUUAUAAAAAUCAAUGAACAAAAUAUAGGAACAAUUAAAGAAACAGAAAUCCUUAUGCUUCUCAAUUUUUUUAAAAAAUAUUACCAAAUAAAAAGAAAAAAUAUUAACACAAAUUUAAUAACAGAUAUACAAAACAAAACAAAAGACAUAAACAAUUUAAACAAACACGACUCUAAAGUUAAUGGUAAUAUUAAUGAAAAUGUUGAACUUUUAUCAAGAAAUAGUAUUUUCAAAUUUUUAAAUCAAAAACAUGAAGAGUACGAUUCAGAGCAUUUUGAAUUAUAUAUAAAUAAAUGCAUAUAUAAAAUUGUAAAUAAACUUAUAUUUUCCUAUACCACUAAAACUGAACAUAAUGAAAAAGGCCAUUUAAAAAAUACAAGUACACGAUUUGAUCAUAAAACAAACUCGAAUUCUUUAAAUGAUACACAACUAAAAAUGAAUGGAAAUAAAAUAAAUAUUCCUCAUUCUAAUAUUUCAAAUUUCUCACAAUAUAAAUUAAAUUUUUUUCAAAAUAUUAAUAUUUCUAAGAAAAAUGAAAAUCUACAAUAUUCUAUAAAUCUAUAUUUUAUAUUAUAUGAAAUUUAUUUUCGUCAUUAUAUAGUUACGGAAAAACAAAAAGAAGUAUCAUUACCCUUUCUGACAAAUCUUAUUAAAUUAAAAAAAAAUAAUUUAAAUGAAGAAAAUUAUUAUCAUAUAAUAUCUUGUUUUUUAAGCAUAAAUGUACUUAAUCACAAUAUUUAUUAUUUAUAUGAACAAUAUAUAAAAAAUAACUAUAAAAAAAUAAACAAAAAAUAUGUUUUGGAAAUUAUGAAAAAAAUAUUUGAAAAUUUUGUUUCCAUUUCAAAUGUUAAUAAAGAUAAAAUAAAAAAAAAUGACAAUUUUAUUUUUGAUAAUAAAAAUAGUAUAAAUCAAAACUAUAUUAUACAAAUCGAUGAAAAAAAUUCAAUCAUUGAAAAUAUUAUAUAUAUGUCUUGUAAUUCCUUAAUGUGUGAUAUUGAUUAUAUAAAAAAUUUUCGAUAUUUUAAAGAAAUAUUUCAUGAAUAUUGUGAAAAUUAUAUAAACUGUUAUAUUAUAAGAAAUAAUUUUAAUUAUUUUUCCCUUUCCUAUUUUAACAAGUUUAUAUAUUGUGAACAAAUUAAAUUAAAUAAAAAUGUGAUGAUUAUAUUGUUAAAUACAUUUUCGAACCUCUACUACACUAUAAAUAAGCAUUUACAUGUGAACAAAAUAGAAAAAAUCGACAAAAAAAAAAAUGAAAAAACUGGCAAGCCAAUCAUCGCUUUGACACAGCAAAAUGAAAAAAUGAAAAAAAUAAAAUCCGAACAUACCAGCAUAUGUUAUUGGGAAGAAAGUCAUGAAUAUAUAAACAAAGAAACAAAAUACAAUGAUUUUAUCAAAAAUAAAUUAUUAAAAAAUAUAACCAAAAUAAUACAAAAAAUAUAUAUAGAUAUAAAAAGAAAGAAUAAUGCAAAUAAAAAAAUAGUAAUAUCAAAUAGAGAAUUAAUUGAUAUAAUAGUUGCUUUAAAAAACACAAAAUCACGAUUAUAUAAUAUUUUAUAUUUUUUAUCAAAAAUAUAUAUCAAUAAAAUGCUUUACAACAAACUUACCAAAGUAGAACAUCACGUAAAAUAUAUGAAUAGUAUAAUAUAUCUUGAUUUUAUAAAUGAAUUAAAUAUAUUAUAUAUGUCUAUAAUUGGAAAAGAUGAAAUGAAAAUAGGAAAUAUAAAUAAAAAUAUGUUAAAAGAAACGAAACACCAUUUUUGUCAUAUUUUAUUUUAUAAUUUUUUGAGAUUAAAUUUGACAGCAUUAUUUGUUCCAAAUAUUUCAACAUAUAUUCUGAAUAUAAUUAUGUUAUAUAUCGAUGUAGUAAAUUAUGAAUUUGAAAAAAAAAACAAAAUUUUAACAAAAAUAAUAUUUUUUACACAAUCUUUAUUAAAAUUAUAUUAUGUGAGCAAAACCAUAUUACCAAAUGAUUUAGAUAAAAGAAACAUCUUUCUUAUUUUUUUAUUAUUCUCAUUAAGCAAUAAUAAUAAUAAAUACAUAAAUAUAUCGUCACUACCCUUUGACGCGUUAAAAUUGUUUUAUAAUAAAAUCAUUUUGGAAAAUCUGGAUAAUUUGCAAACUACUCAAAUACAUUCUUCUUUUGCACAUCAUACUAUAUACAACUUUGUAUCUAAUUUUUUCAAAAAAUAUUCCGAUAAGUAUAAAAUUAUGAAUGAAGCUAUAAUUAAUUUUUAUAAUGUCGACUUAUGUAUAGAGAAAAAUAAAUAUUAA